GAUGGCAGUUGCAGUUGCUGUGAACUUCAUCUUGCUUCGUUACGCAAACGGCCGCACGCGACGACGACGGACUCUUCUCUUCCAGUUGAGAAACUUGUAAUAAGAUUGUUUAACAAGCAUGGGAGACCAGGAAGUUUUUAAAAACAGUCCAAGAAGAAAUGCUGUUACUUUUCAGUGUGUUCAAACUGAGUGUGAGCAAAGUGUGCACCUUCGCUAUCCUCAAGUCCCUCUGACAGACGAUUCAUCGGUUUUUGGCAGCGCUGCUGGGCUGAGACAAAGUGCACAUCCUGCUGGAGACCAUGACCACACACAGAACACUUUACUCUGUGAAGGAGGUGACAGACCGAGGUUGAAGAGGCCUUCUGUUCCUAUCUGUAAUGAUCAACUUGAUUCUGGUGACAUGCUGUUAGGAGAAGAGGAUAAAGAGUCUGAUCAAGCUACAGUUUGUCUCUAUGGUAUAUCACCUCCUAAAAGCAUACCCUUAGAUGAUGAGCUUCUGAACAGCCCCAUCAAGGACUGCGACAAUCCACCUAAAAACCCAAAGUCUGAAGUUUGGCAGACUGACUGGCACAAGAAUCACAUGGCAGCUAUAAGCAGCGAGACGUUUGACAGCCUUCUUAAAAUGUGUCCAGAUUUUCAUGACUGUAAAAGCCACAUGGCAGCGUUUGUCUUGAUAAGAGAAGUGUUGGAUACACAGGGUCGUCCAUAUGAGCAUUACAGGGUGGUGUCUGUGGGCACUGGACAUUCAAGCUGCAGCAAAUGGCUUUGCUACAAUGGAACGAUGGUCCAUGACUGCCAUGCCAUCAUCAUAGCCAGAAGGGCUCUCCUAAGGUUUCUGUACAAACAGCUUUUGCUGUUUUUUGAUGCUGAUCCAAAGGCCAAGGAGAAGUGUAUUUUUGAGAAUUGCACAAACAAUCACCAGCUGCAGCUCAAACCCAAAAUCAGCCUGCAUCUUUACACCAAUCAUUCCCCUGAGGGAGCACGGGAAAACUUCAAGGGCUCUGCAAACAGUUGGAACCCUACGAAACUGCAGUAUCACACCAAGGGCUUGCUGGUCCCUGUGACCUACCUUGACCCAAGUUUGUGGGGUUCUAAAGUCUGCUGCAUGUCUGCAAGCGACAAGCUGUGUCGCUGGACUACCACUGGGGUUCAGGGUGCAUUACUGACCCACUUUAUUCAGCCACUUUACAUCACCAGUAUGGUGCUAGGAGGCCAGAAGAUAUUUAACAAGGAAGUGACUGAUAUUACCAACAAGCAAUUAGGAGAUGGGUGGGAGGACUUUCUGCCGCCAUCUUACAAGAAACAAGAUAUCGUCCUUCUUUGUGGCGGCUACGUGGGGCCUUCUGUGACGUCCCCAUUGCACAAAAGUCUCAGCAUCAACUGGUGUCUUGGAGACAAGGACAUUGAAGUUUUAGAUAGCAGCCAGGGCACCAUUGUUGAGGGCUCUCCCUCAGUGAGUGGGCCUGGCUUCUCAAGCAGGCUUUGCAAGAGAGCCCUCUACAGCUAUUUCCGCCAAGUUGCACAGCUGGGUGGGCACAACUACCUGCUGGAGCUUCCCACCUACCACAGUCUCAAGAUGGAAGCCACUGUGUACCAGACAGUAAAAGAAGUGGUCAAACAAAAGUUCCUGAGCAUCCACGCAGGACCCUGGAAUUCAAAAAAGAUGGUGGAUUGCUUCAGUGCUUGAACCCUCCACCGCAAACAUUCAGAGUUUAUCUAAGUUCCCCUAGAGAUUUCAUUCAGCAUUCUUCAGUGCACUUUGCGUUUUAGUUUUAACAGUGGUGAUUAUUUAGUUUCAUGUAUAACACUGGAGUUUUCUGUUUGUGUAGGUGUUUGAGGAAAAAUAAACAAGACUCAAACUGUUGUGCACCACA
Molecule: messenger RNA, 1874 nt
Organism: Melanotaenia boesemani (Boeseman's rainbowfish)
Lineage: Eukaryota; Metazoa; Chordata; Actinopteri; Atheriniformes; Melanotaeniidae
Gene: adad2
Product: adenosine deaminase domain containing 2
Exons: 11
Coding region: 119-1687 (522 amino acids)
Biological process (GO): adenosine to inosine editing; RNA processing
Cellular component (GO): cytoplasm; nucleolus
Molecular function (GO): double-stranded RNA binding; double-stranded RNA adenosine deaminase activity; tRNA-specific adenosine deaminase activity
Source: RefSeq, a predicted model, not a curated record